Molecule: messenger RNA, 683 nt
Organism: Corticium candelabrum
Lineage: Eukaryota; Metazoa; Porifera; Homoscleromorpha; Homosclerophorida; Plakinidae
Exons: 1
Coding region: 3-683 (226 amino acids)
Source: RefSeq, a predicted model, not a curated record
UGAUGCCGACAAGCAGAGAUAGUAAACGCUGGUUUUUCGUUUUCCUGCUGUUCUCGUCUGGCGUACCGCGAGCUGAAAUACCAUCAUAUGACAACUUUCUUCGCUAUGGUUUCCGACUUACAUCUGUGAAGACCGGGUUUCCUAGGAAAUUGAUGCCGCCUUCUGUUUUGCACAGCACGGAUAUGUGGAUGAAUCCCUAUGUGUGGCAAUUAGUGAAGCAGCUCAGGCGUCAGCGACGAUUUUGGACAGCACCUAGAGGUGCUGGAUUUUGGGAGAAGGAUGUGCAAGGUACGUGGAGGGAACAUGGGCUUGCUUUUCCUGAUUGGGAAGACAAACAGUAUCUGGACAGAUACAGAGUCACAAAAGCAACAUUCCGGUUUCUAUCUACACGAUACGGCUGGCGUCUACAAAAGCAAAACACCAAUUUGAGGAAACCAAUAAAUGCAGACAAGCGCUUUGCAAUUACUCUACACUGGCUUGCUCAUUCAACGUCUUUUUCAGGACUAUCUAUAAUCUACCGAGUUGCAAAGGCCUCUAUUGUGUCAAUUGUGCACGAGGGAAUGUAUGUGUUGCGUCGGUUUCUAGUUCCAGAUUCUAUUCGUUUUCCCACUGGAGAUGAACCGGACCAAGUUAUUGCUGACUUUGAAGCACUCUGUUGUUUGCCUCAGUGUGGUGGAGCAUAA